AUGAGGUCCGCAGCGAAGGCAUCUACGGAUGAAGAGCAAGAUCGACAGAAAAAGAGGUUUGAUGUUCGCAGGUUCAAACCUCCCUCGUACCGUGUCGGAGACGUCGUUAUGGUGGAUGCCCACCCUGUUGCUACUGGCGAGAACAAUAAUAUCACAUCGGUUGAUCAUGAUUUCAUUGCAAAUCGAGAUACUAGCGACAUAAAGCUACGCAUUGAAAAAGAAGUCGAUGAAACCAAAAGUUUUCUCUCUAAUGACCCAGCUACCUGGCCGAUCAGUGAUUCUACUCGUGACUACAUUGCACUCCACGGAUGGAUACAAAAUGAAAAAGCAGAUUUUACUAGUUCAAGAAAACUUUAUAGUGAUGGCAGCAUGAGAUAUCUGUCUAAAAACGUAUUCAAACGAAAACUACUCAAUGGCGAAGAAGUGCAUCGACCGUGGCUCGUUUUUUCUGAAAAUAAGGGAUCGUUAUUUUGCCUUGCGUGUCUCCUUGUUAGUACUAAUGAUAGUAUAUUUAACGAUAGUGACGAAUUCAGUGAUUGGAAGCAUUCGGUUGAAAGAAUACUAAUUCAUGAAAACUCUCGUUUUCAUAAGCAAUCUGUUGCUGAUUUGAAACAAAGAGCUAGCAAGUGUGGUCAGAUAAAUGAAAAAUUAACUUUCGAAUUUGAAAAGAAAACCGCUUAUUGGAGAAAUGUCCUGCGUCGGGUUGUAUCUGCUACAAAGUAUUUAGCAUCUCGUGUUCGUCCAUUCCGAGGAACAGAUGAAAAAUUUGGUUCUGAAAAUAACGGGAAUUUCUUCAUGCUUAUAGAAUUUCUCUCCGAGUUCGAUCCUCUUAUGGCCAAGCACGUCAACGAUUUCGGCAAUAAAGGAAGUGGAAGCACGAGCUAUUUGUCAAAAACAAUUUAUGAAGAAUUCAUUGAAAUUAUGGCACGUGAAGUACUGAAAAAUAUAGUAUCAGAAGUGAAGAAUGCUAAAUAUUUUUCGAUUAUCGUCGAUUCAACUCCAGAUAUUGCGCAUAUUGAUCAAUUGUCAUUUGUAUUAAGAUAUGUAAGAGAUAAUGGCCAGCCUGUUGAACGGUUUUUAUUGUUUAUUGAAAACGUUGAACAUAAAGCGAAUGACGUAGGUGAUGCAGUUUUUGACACAUUGGAACACUAUGGCAUCAAUAUAGCUGACUGCAGGGGUCAAUCGUAUGACAAUGCAAAAAACAUGUCAGGUCAAUAUUCUGGUCUUCAAGCGAGAAUUAAAUUACUUAAUGAACUCGUAGAAUGGAAUCCGCGUUCAGGUCAUUCAUUAAAUUUCGUCGGGGUUCAUGCUGUAGGGAGUUGUUCUGAAGCUUCCAAUUUUUUCGCUAUAGUACAAUCGGUGUACAAUUUUUUCUCGGCGUCAACGCAUCGUUGGGCAAUUCUCAAACGAUGUGCUCAAGAAAAAUCUUUGACUUUGAAAUCUCUUUCAACAACUAGAUAG
Belonocnema kinseyi is the source of this 1461-nucleotide messenger RNA. RefSeq names its product zinc finger MYM-type protein 1-like. NCBI's taxonomy places the organism in Eukaryota, Metazoa, Arthropoda, Insecta, Hymenoptera, Cynipidae. Bases 1 to 1461 code for a protein of 486 amino acids. The transcript is spliced from 2 exons. The record is from RefSeq and is a predicted model, not a curated record.